AUGGGCUGUAUAAAUUCUAAGAAAGACAUCAACGAUGCACAUUCUAACAUUUUCCAUGUGAUCAACCUGGACGAUGAUGGCACGGAACGGUGGAGCGGCCAACUGGAGGUAUCGCGAACCGAGCUCACACUGUACCGGAAGGGUAAGGAACCGACGAUGUGGCCGCUCAAAUGUCUACGACGUUACGGCUUUAACGUGGACCAGUUUAGCUUCGAGGCGGGCCGACGGUGCGCCACUGGCGAAGGUAUCUACGCAUUUCGGUGCCGCCGAGCCGAAGCCCUCUUCUACACCGUGCAGGGGCGCAUCUACAGUGACGAAAACGUGAACCCCAACGAUCCUUAUCCGAUGCCGCUCGCUUCCAAUGGACCAUCGGUGGCGGCGCGCAGUGUCUCACAGAACAAUACCGCGACCCGGAACAGUGGCGGUCAGGGACAAUCAGCCGGAGGGCAACAGAUGCAGUGUACGUUCGUGAUGAAUCGCACCGGAAUGGCCACUAGCCAGUCCCUCAGUCCGAACGGUACGAUUCACUCGAACUCUAACCAAAGCCGCAGCACGGACACGCUGGCUAUGAUGGAAGGAAACUACCUAGAACCUACGCCGAACCGAACCGGGGCAACUGUCGGCUCGAUCCAACCACAAACGAUAACGACGCGGUUCCAGCAGGGCCUUCGGCUUAGCUCGGUCAGCAGUGGACCGAUCAGUCCUGACAUAACCUCGCCCGGGUCCCCGAACAGCAUGACCAACAUUUUGGAAGUGACCACGCUCAACCCUUUGCCUACGUCACACACGAGCGGUAGCGUGCAUCAGGGCGUCAGUAACCUGUACCAGGAGUUUCCGAUGAAAGACACAUCGGCCAUGGCCAUGCACCAUCAUCACGUACACCACGCCAACCAUCAGAUCGUCCUUCCCUUAGUGGCGACUGCAAUGGGUUUGCCGGGGUCUGGUGCGCUUCUGGUACGCAACUCGAUGGAUGUUCCACCGCAAGAACUAGCUCCGGUUGCGAUAGGGACGGGCAGCGUAGUGCUUAGCGAUCCGAAUGCUGCAGCAUCUGCAACGGCCGCUGCGGCAGACUGUGCUGAUCUUCCGCCUUCCACGCCGGAUGGGCUGGACUCAAGUCGGAUGUACAUGAAUGUAAAUAUAAGUGCGACCACCUGCUUGGACGGCGCUCCCUGUGGAAACGCGAAAAAACCGGCCACAUUCACCAGUAAAAGCAACUCUAGUCUGAUUUCAAUUUCGAACUUCAACAACAACAAUCACACUCACAGUACGGGUUCGUUCGAUGAGGGUCAGUACCAGAACGUGCGCACACCAACGUCGACCGGUCCUGCCGGAAUGGCCGGUGGCAUGGUAGUAGUGAGUGGCAACGGUGCCGGUAAUAUUUUCGCUCAGUUUCAUGCUCGGCACAACAGUAGCGCCCAACCAGUCGGCACAGGCUUUCCAUCCGAUCCAAAUCGAUUCUACGAAAACCUGGAACCCGCGGAGCUGAAGGCGUGCUUGCUGCGGGGACGCUGCUCGAAGCCCGACAUUUUCAGCAACGUCGAGCUGCCAGUGGCCGAUCAUUCGGAACCGGGUACACCGACGACUACCGUUAACCGGAAGGUCAACUAUAUCGUGCUCGAUCUGGAUCAGUCAACCUCGUCGCACAGUAUCAGCGACAGGGCACAGAUGUCCGGUGUCCUCUCACCGACCGGUUCCGUACCGGGUGUAUCUCUCAAUGGCAACGUCCCCAACGGAAAUGGUAUCCCUAAUAGCAACAAUAACAACAACAACAGCAACACAGCUAUUAACUUGAACAAUGUGACAACGGCCGGGGUUACGCUCCCGGCAGCAAUUAGUCCGGGAAACUGCGAACGACCCACCGGCUUGCUCGGAGGCGUUGCGGGUGCGUGCACAGGUGGAGGAACCGUGCUCUGUGGAACGGUGGGCACCGGUGUCGGGUUGCUGCCACCGGAAAGUCCCAAAAAGGCUUCGCUCGGGUAUGCGACGAUCGAUUUCAACAAAACGGUGGCCCUAAGCAAUUCAACCACGCCAUCUUCGGAGCUGGAUUGCGAGGGUUCACGCAAGACGCGCCAUAAUUCGACCGUCACGCCACUCGCUCGGCAAAGCAACUCCGUCAGUGACUGAGGCACCGAAGGCGAAGUAUGGUAAGAGUUCUGGGCUCUGGCUCUUUUGCCUUAUUCGCUUCAUAUUCAUACCGCCCUUUUUUCUAUUCUAUUAAAAACGCACAACUAUCGAACACUGCUAGUCCUGCAACCUUCUUGUUACGUGGAAGCGCACAGCCUUCGAGGCGCUACGAACAACAAUCCUGGAUCGUUUAUAAGAGGAUGCUUGUUCGCAGUAAAUAGGAAAUUAUAUAAUUUUAACAAAGCAUCGGUGACGCGCAGGCGAAAGCCUAUUUAUUUCUCAUGAUAUUUUUAUUUUUAUGGUACACAAUGUUGAAACAAACCUCUAGUGUGUCCUACAGUGGUGAAGUCGAGCUCUACAGAAACACUUUCGGGUGUGGUUUUUGGGUUAAGUAAAUGUUGAGCCCCCCGUGUGUGGUUGUCCGAACCACGAAAGCAAUGGGAUUUAUGAAUUCGACACAAACGUGUACAAAACAAAACGGGGCUUGCGCACUUUUUGUUCCCCUCGCAUGAAAUGGGCCAUGCUCUAAGUUUUCUAACGAAAUGCAGACGAACCAAAGCUAAACUGUAUCCAAAAGUCGAAGAAAAGCGAAAAUACCAAAGGAGAAAAUAAGAACAGAGCUGUAUGUACCACCAAAGUAACGUAAAUGUGUAAUAAAUAUGUUCAUUGUUAGUUCUAAGGAAGAGGUAUGUAGGCCAGUUGCAUGGCGCGGUAGAGAGAAUAUUAAAGCUAAGUACUAUUGAAGAAAGGGUUAAUGUGAACGAUAUUAUAUUUAAGUGAUCAUAGUUAAUUAUUUGGUUUGAACAAACGAUCGAUAUGGCGAAAGUAUGGCCCUUUGCGAGGGUGCAAAACGUUGAGUUGUAAAGAGAUUGUGAAGAGCUAGUUGAGUGAAGCAGAAGAAGGUUGUUUGAGGUGUACUAUAAGUAGAAAUAAUUCACAUGCUGCUACCAGCUGCUGCUGGUGGCAAGUGAGAAGCAAAAAGACCGAAAAUCACGAAAACCCCAUAAACUGUAGCGAAAAAAAAACCUGCUGUACUAAGCGUAGUGGCGAGGAGAUGUUACACAAAAAACCAGUUUACUAGCUAAAUGAGACCGAGGUAACUAAAGAGACACUACCAGUGAUUCGUUAAGUUUGUUCAUUUUAUACUUGAACUAAGCGAUUUACCACGAGGAGAGCAGUACGGAACUUAGGACGGGCUUAUUGGGCGCCCCGCGGCUGGGCUGUUGCUGUUACACAACACGGUAACUAUUGAUAGUUUUAUUUUGCUUAAAUUGUAGGCGUAGUGCGUAAGGAAAACGCUCCUUGCUGUAAUAUCCCCCAAAAAUGCGGUGAAAUUAGUUCCAAACUGUACAGGAUAUUGUGUCGAUGCUGAACAGCGGUGAACGUUGAAUUAAC
Messenger RNA from Anopheles cruzii, 3519 nucleotides. RefSeq lists its product as uncharacterized. Gene Ontology annotation, cellular component: cytoplasm. The transcript has 2 exons. Gene Ontology annotation, biological process: cell surface receptor protein tyrosine kinase signaling pathway. Bases 1 to 2124 code for a protein of 707 amino acids. The record is from RefSeq and is a predicted model, not a curated record. NCBI's taxonomy places the organism in Eukaryota, Metazoa, Arthropoda, Insecta, Diptera, Culicidae.